GUGUCAGACGGCGAACGUAGUUUGCGUUGAAUUCAGUUGUCGGUGGGACAGCGAAAGGGACAAGUUGCUGUGUAUGGCUACUGUAUCCGCAGGAUGUUAUUUCUAGUGAUAGCAGUGAUCUUUGCCACGGCUCCAGAUUUUACGUGCCUGAAGUUACGAGAGCUUGUCGUCCCAGCGGUGGUGGUGAGAGGAGAAUCCGUCUGGUUGAACUGCACAUAUGAUCUGGAGAACGAGAAGCUGUAUUCCAUCAAGUGGCACAAGAACAACGUGGAAUUUUACAGGUACCUGCCUGAAGACAAACCGCCUGGGCAAAAAUACGACCUGAACGGAAUAUUUCUUGAUCUCAGCAAAACAGAUCGGGGCAAUAUCUUCAUGCCAAGGACCGAUGUGGAUUCCGAGGGAUCCUACAGAUGCGAAGUUUCUACCGACGCUCCCACUUUCCGGACAGUAAAGGGAGAGAGAGAAAUGAGGAUAUACGUGAACCCCAGCACGAGGCCCAUUAUAAAAGGCACAAAGAAUUACUAUGCACCAGGGGAGUUGGUGAAUGUGACGUGCAUUUCGGCGCCCUCCAGACCGGCGGCCUUUCUUAAAUGGUGGAUCAACGGACUGGAAGCAAGUAUGGACCAAAUAAUCAGACUCGAACCCCAGGAAUCUCCAGAUGGUCUCUUCACCUCAAAACUCAUCCUGAAAUUCGUCGCCAGACCUGGACACUUCUGGGAAGGCAAGAUGAAGGUGCAGUGCGAAGCGAUUAUAUCGCAGGCUCACACCUUGAGAAGUGAAGAGAUCAUUAUUACGAACAACAGUGCCACUACUGCCACGGGAGCUUACGAUCAGCAGAAGGACGGUCCAAGCAUCACAGGAGGUAAACGUGCUUACAAAGUGGGAGAUACAGUGGAUAUCAAUUGUACGGUGGCCAAAUCUACACCUCCUGCAGAGUUACACUGGUAUAUUAAUGACAAAGAAGCCCGUAAUGAUUACUUGGUGAACAGACCUCCUGCAGUGGGUCCUGACGGGGAAGAACUCACGGUACUUGGCCUUAAAUUCACAGUGAGGCAAAGACAUUUCCAGAAGCAAGAAAUGCGUCUGCGAUGCACCGCAACUCUUUCAGAAGUGAAGAGAAUGACUAGUGAGCCGUUAGAAGCGGUACUCUCAGAGCAACAGAAAUCUGAUUUACAUGUGGACCUCAAUACGAGCUCAGUGUCGAACAAAAGUAGUUUGAAGCCUACAACACUUGAUUCCUUAUGGAGCAUUUUUGUGUUCUUAAUACCCAGGGUAUUAAUUCAGAAAUCCCAGCAUUAGAAGCACAAUAUAUAGAAGAAAUGUGAAUCAAAUUUUUAAAAAUCCCGUUGUCUUUCAAGGAACAGACAUUGAAAAUAAAACUCAUAUCUGAAAUGAAAACUUCCGCUGCUUCGAAGAUCGAAACCCAUAGCAGGUGAUUCUUCGAAAACUCGCUAUUUACCAAUGAUAUUUUGGGUACAUGUUAACUUCACGGAAAUACUGAAUUGCUAUCUACUAUUUACGGACCAGCUAGUAUAUAUUUGAGAACAGGAAGUGUGCAAGAUAAGAACUUCUACAUGAAGUGUACAAAAAAUAUUGCUUUUAAAUGCUUAAACUUCUUUCUUAGCUUGAAUAUUUAAAGUAAGUGAACUUGGGAAUACUUACUGUGAAAAGACAAGAUAUCGAGACUUUAAAUGAAGAAAAGAGAUACUCUUCUAAUGUUUAAGAAAUUAUAUUAUAUUCCAAUUUAUGGCGAAAGAGAAAUGUACAUAAAUAUUUGUGUCACAAAUUUUUUGAUUAUUGUAGUUAGAAAAUUCAGUUGAAAUUUUAUAAUCAUUAACCUGAAGUUAACAUAAGUAUGUAAAAAUGAAAAAGUAUUUUUUCUUAA
Stegodyphus dumicola is the source of this 1885-nucleotide messenger RNA. RefSeq names its product synaptogenesis protein syg-2-like. The record is from RefSeq and is a predicted model, not a curated record. NCBI's taxonomy places the organism in Eukaryota, Metazoa, Arthropoda, Arachnida, Araneae, Eresidae.